Messenger RNA from Rhagoletis pomonella (apple maggot), 1089 nucleotides. RefSeq lists its product as uncharacterized. The transcript has 3 exons. The coding region runs from base 33 to 770 and encodes 245 amino acids. The record is from RefSeq and is a predicted model, not a curated record. NCBI's taxonomy places the organism in Eukaryota, Metazoa, Arthropoda, Insecta, Diptera, Tephritidae.
AGCAGCAGUUUUGGCUCGCUUUGGUGGAUGAAAUGAACUCAACGUUCACAGCAAAUGUACCAUUUCAAUACGAUGAAGUUACGCACAAGUGGUGCAACAUCAAGUCAUAUUUCAGUUCAGAGAAGCAGAGGAUGGACAAGGCAAAGAGAAGCGGUGCCCGCGGAGACGAAAACGUACAGACCAGCUGGAAGUUCUAUGAAGCUUUGAAAUUCCUACAACAUGUGAAUGAGCAUACACCAUCAGUGAAUAAUUUUAAUAAGUGGAGUUUGCAGAACCUGGACCCUGAUCCCAAUCCAUCGCGUAAGCUUGGGGAGCAACUGCAGCCUGCAGAAUGUUUCGAUCCAGGCUUUGACUCAGAGUCAUCCUUUUCACUCAUCGAAGACAACACAGAGUUCAUUACAAUUACCCCUCUUGCAAUUACAAGUAACAGCAGUAUCCAGUCGCUCCAAGAUACUAAAAACAUCUCUACAGAAGACACUAAUAGUGAUGCAACACCAAUUAAAAUCAUAUCGGAUGAGAUUGUAACUCCACCUCUGGUUACUUCGCAAAACUGUGGUCGGUUUGAUGACAAUAACAACAAUAGCACUAGAAAGUUGGUCCAUGCAACAAGAAAACGAAGAACAAAAAUUAAUAAUGAUUUGGAUGAAAACGCCUCUGCUUUAAUCGAAGCAUCACAAAAUUUAACAAAUGCCUUUCAUGUUGCAUCAAAAACAAAUAACACUGACGAAAAGGCAACAGUUUUGGGAUAUACAUGGGUGAAGAAAUUGUAAAACUGGACCCCGACUUGCAACUCAAAGCGAAGAAACAAAUGCAUGACAUUUUGAUGGAUCUGCAAAGUGAGCAAUUGAAACGGGGGCUUAUGUAACACAAUGACUAUUUAUAUGUAUGUAUGUACACUCAUAGACAAAAAUAGGAGUGUCCCUUUUUGUCAUGUUUUGACCAUUUUCCGUAGGUAUUGAAUUUUAAUAACUUAUUUAUAAAACUUUAGUUAACUCUACAACCAAACACAUAUCACUAGAAGCUUUAAACUUUAAACAAAAUUCAAGAAAGUGCAUAAAAUUACAUAACAAUUUCGAACUUCCUUUUAAG